Messenger RNA from Bursaphelenchus xylophilus (pine wood nematode), 1661 nucleotides. NCBI's taxonomy places the organism in Eukaryota, Metazoa, Nematoda, Chromadorea, Rhabditida, Aphelenchoididae. The record is from the annotation of a GenBank genome assembly.
AUGCCGAGUCGAGAAUUUGGAUUGCCGUCGGUGCGGAGACUUAUUCAAAAGAAGAUGGGGCUGAGUGAUCAAGUCGAGCCGCUUUUUGUGAGGAAGAUAGAAGAAAACGGUAUCAUGGAAGACGUAAACAAAGACAGAUGGGACAGCGCCAGAUUCGAGAGGGCUGAUAUCGUUGAAGUUUAUUUUGGAUUGUACGCAAAAUACGUAAGGGCUCAUUUUUUUGGUGACGUUGCCGAAAAUGGCAGUCAAAACUUUGUGAGAGUCUAUGAGAUCUUUAGAUCGCACUAUGCAGAGUGAAUAAUGCCGGGAAAAUCGUGACACUCUGUUUUGCGGAUAUGGUUUUUGCUGCUAGCCCGCGCUAUCCACUGGAGGCGCAAAAUUUCAUCUUAAUCUCGAUGCAUUCAGAUGCCCUGCUAGGCCUGCUUUUUAACUCCGCUUUUAUUAAAUUUACUCUGUUAUUAUUCAGCGGCCAAAAAAAGGAAAUGUGGGCAAGCUCACCAUGAAGGAGAAGAAGUUCAAAGACCGUCUCGAUAAGAUCAAAGAGGAGCUCCCCGAAUUGUGGAAGCAUUCCAACCAAAGUCCCACCAAAACAGUCGACGUCAGGGUGCCGGACGGCUUCUGGAGCCCGGGUAGGCGCCCAACGAGAGAGGGGCUGAGAUCACAGGCGGAAGAAACAACCAACGAAGCACCAGAAAGGACCAUGGAGGUCGAUGAGGUUGAGAACAACGAGCCAGAAACAUCCAGAUCUCAAGAACAGCUUCGAAAGUAUAGGGAGUUGGUGAGUAAUUUAAUAUAGGGGAACGAACUCAUGUACAGCGAAAUGCUAGAGGACAAAAAAACUAAUUUUUAAUAGAGGAGGUUCGCUGUGCGGAGUUUUAUUUUUAAAUUUGGCUCUAGGGGCAGAAAUUGCAGGAAAAACAUUGGUUUUGGUUCAAUGGCAGUUUGUUGUACAGGGAUUAGUCGGUAUGAUAAUGUGUGGCAUUUCCAUGACAAACGAUUUUAGAAGACACCUUUGUGAUCGUUGGAGUAAAAAAUUUUAGUUAUAGGAAGCCGGUUUACGGUCGUUUUGGGGAAUGUGAAUGUUCAAAAAUAUGAAAAUUUUUGGUCGAAUUUUUUCUAGAUGACAAGUUGUGAUAUUUAUUUUGGAUUUAUGAUGGUAGGCCCUAGAUAGUAUGUUCUUGUUUAACUGCACCAUAGAUUUUCCGAAAAGCUAAUCCCACAUAGAAAACUUUUUUUGCUUUUAUAAAAAUGAUGAAAAUUAAUUUCAGGCCACUCCAAAACGUCCCGUCUCGCUAACUCCAGCUCAAGUUGAAGACCAAGAUAAGUUGAUGAAAUUCAAGCUUCUCGAUAUUAUCAAAAAACAUAGAGCGGAUAGACUUCUCAGAGACAUUGAAGAAAAGAAAAUCGAUGCUCGAACUUAUCAGGAUCUCGCCACUUGUUUGGCUGAUCAUAUCACACGUGAGACGUGAGUAAAUUCAUUGGCUGAAAAGUUAUCUAAAUCUAAAUUCAGGACAACAUUGUGGACCAAAAAUGAGAUUUAUGACGUCAUUGUGGGCUAUCUCAGUGACUUUGAUUUCCUGGAUAUCAACGAACUUUUGGGACCCAACAAUCCUCGGCUCCCGAAUCGGCUGAGGGCUUUGAAAAACAAGCGAAUGUCAUGA